Asparagus officinalis (garden asparagus) is the source of this 930-nucleotide messenger RNA. RefSeq lists its product as uncharacterized. Bases 155 to 616 code for a protein of 153 amino acids. The record is from RefSeq and is a predicted model, not a curated record. NCBI's taxonomy places the organism in Eukaryota, Viridiplantae, Streptophyta, Magnoliopsida, Asparagales, Asparagaceae. The transcript has 4 exons. Gene Ontology annotation, molecular function: protein binding.
CCUCUUCUCCUUCGGGUCUAACAAAGCCGCCUCUAUUACGUUCUUCCUUCCAAAAAAAAAAAGACUCAAAUUCUAAUUCAAUAAUCAAAAGUUUCAAGUAACCCCCUCAAAAGUCCCAAAAAUUGCUCUCUCCGCACCUCUCCCCUUCCCUUUUAUGGGCAAACGCCUGCCCUCCACUGCCAAGAUCGAAGCCUACGCCCGCCUCGCCUCUGAACGAAUCAAACCUUCAAAGCUCCCCAAACCCCAAUCUAAAACCCUAGAAAUCGAUCGAACCAAGCAGAGGUCGAGUUCGAUCCCAAAACCGCCGGCUAGAUCGAUGGAAGACGACGAGCGUCGAGAUGCGCGCGUGCCGCUCGGCGAUGUGGUGUCUGAGUGCGUGAGGAGGUGGUUCCAGGAUACGUUGAAGGAGGCGAGGAAUGGCGAUCAGUCGAUGCAGGUUUUGGUGGGCCAGAUGUAUCAGAGUGGGUAUGGCGUUGCCAAAAAUGAGCAAAAGGCGAAGGCUUGGAUUAGCAAAGCAUCAAAAUAUAGACCCUCAGCAUGGAAAGUCAGUGAAAAGCGUCCAGGCUAUAAUGCAAGCGACUCAGACUCUGAUGAAGUGAAGGAUGACAAGAAUUGAUGGUUCAAUUUUACUGGAGUUUACAAAGAACUAUAGGGCCCUGCUUGGAUUGGUGGCAUGUCAAUGAAAUCCUCUUGUUGAUGUAAAAUUGCAGCAUCAUCUUUCCUUUUUUUCUCUUUUUCGUUCAUCAGAUCCAGCAUAUGUAUCUUCUUGUACACUGAAUUGCCACUUGAAUAUCGUCAUUUGUGUUUUGUCGCUGGAACUGUAUAUGGCUUGUCCAGAUUUUGCUGAGUGACAAAUUUAUCUUUGGAACUGUCAAAGUUUAAUACAGAGAGCCAAACCCAAGAAUUCGGAAUAAAGCUUUUGUUCUUGUU